GAAUUAUUGCUGAACUUAUUGUUGACGUAAACCAUUAUAAAAUCAGGAGUAAUAAACAGUCUUAAACAACAUGCGAAUACUUGGAAAUGUCUCAAGUGUGAUGUCAGCGUUCAUUUUUGAACGGAACACAGGGGAUUCUAAUAUAUCUACAGUUAGCUCUAUAGUCAAACGCAGAUUAAUAUUAUAGAAAGCAACAUGGUUGCUGUACAUUGGAAAUACACGUCACCAUUUCGCGAUAUCUUUCACUUGAUAGCAGUGAUCUAAAAUAUUGAUAUAAAAAAGAAGUUAUCGAGGAUUUUAUUUCGAGAUGUUAUUGUGCAUGGAAACAAUAUUAAAAACUGCGUGUCUUUAGUGAAACAUAUUUCCUAACCUAUAACAAAUAUGCUGGUGUCUAAAUAUAUUUAAGUUUUCUUAUUAGUAUUAAUGUGUCCAAUGUUAUGUUAUAUUUUGCUCAAUUAUAUAAAAUUCAUCUAGUUGCAUAUGCCUUAAAAUAUGCGAUAUAGAAAGAUUUUACUCAACGAAUACAUCAAAUGCAUUGCUGUUUAAAGUAGUAAUAGUUAUUACACUGUGAUUUAAUGGGCAACUUUUUUAAUUUAUUUAAAAGAGGAUUUGACAUUGAAAGAAGAGUAGAUAUUUUUCUUAGAUAUAUUUCAAUGAGAAUUUUGUGACUGAAAUAUCUAUAUUAACUGUUAUAAUAAGGAAUAAUGGGACCAAAUAACGAAGAUCAAGUUUCAAGUAGGGAUCCUAACGAUGACAGAAAUGUUGAUUGGUCCAAAUAUGGUUUACAUAAUACAGAAAUGCAAAGAAAUUCACAAAGAAAUAAUGGAAGCUAUGAAGAAUUUGGUUCAGAAAUGUAUCAAACUGGAGCAAAUGAAUUGUUUGCUCAAGAGUAUAGUGCUGAUCCAUGGUGGAAAUCCAAUUUUUUUAUAUCACAACCGGUAUUAUUUGGUACUUGGGAUGGUGUUUUUACUUCUUGUCUAAUCAAUAUUUUUGGAGUUAUUGUAUUUUUAAGAUCUGGUUGGAUAGUUGGUCAAGCUGGAGCUUUAAAUGCAGCACUGAUCAUUUUUUCUACAGUUAGUAUUGCACUAGUAACUGUAUUGUCUGCAGUGGGUAUAUGUGAACGAUGUAGAGUAGAAAGUGGAGGAGUCUACUUUUUGUUAUCUCAUGUAUUAGGAUCAAGAUUUGGUGGAUCCAUUGGUCUUCUUUACUGUUUUGGACAGGCUGUAGGUUGUGCUUUAAACGUUCUAGGAUUUGGAGAAUCUAUGGCAGGUUUAGUUGGUUUAGAUUCUGCUUGGGCCCAGAGAGGUUUUGCUUGUGCUGCUGUUAUUUUGUUAUCUGCGAUCAAUAUAGCAGGUGUAAAGUGGGUCAUUAAGUUACAGUUCGUACUUCUUUUAAUAUUACUCCUUGCUGGGGUAGAUUUCAUGGUUGGAAGUUUCACACACGAAGAUCCCAAUGCUGGAUUUGAGGGGUGGUUGUCUGGAAAUUUACGAAACAACACUUUUCCUGAUUAUCAAGAUGGUUAUAAUUGGUUCACAGUUUUUGGUGUCUUUUUUCCUACAGUUACUGGUGUUUUAGCCGGUAUUAAUAUGAGUGGUGAUUUGAGGCAUCCAUCAACUGAUAUACCACAUGGUACAUUGGCAGCUUUGGGAACUGGAACAGUACUAUAUCUUUGUUUCUCACUAUUCUUGGCAGCAACAUGUACUAGGACUGCUCUUCUUACAAAUUUUAUGAUAGCAUCAACGGUUUCUGCAAUUUCAGUACUUCUUCUUGCUGGUCUUUAUGUAUCUUCAUUUAGUAGUUGUUUAGGUGCAAUGUAUGGUACACCUCGUGUUCUUCAGUCUAUAGCUAGUCAGAAUGUUAUUCCAGGAAUAAGUUGUUUACAAAGAGGAAGAGGACCAAAUAAGGUGCCUAUUUAUGCUAUGUUGGUUGUGGCUGCAGUUACAUUAACUUUUAUAAUUACUGGUCAAAUUAAUACUCUUGCACCUAUUGUAACAAUGCCAUUCCUUCUAACAUAUGCGUGUUUAGAUUACGCUUAUUUUGCACUUGCUCAAACUUUUGAUAUUCGAUAUAUGAGAGAACAAAGAUUCAGAACGCAAUCUCCGACAUUUGAUCGUAAUUAUGGUUCCGCUAGUAGGAAUAAUUCUUUAACAGAAAUAGAUAAUGACUUAGAUAGUUUAUUUCCUGAGAGAAUAAGGCAUAAAAAUUUGAGAAGCUCUAGCAUUUCUGAAAACAAUGGAUAUGUAGAUUCAUCGCCGAGUUUAGAAGAAAACAGUACAAGUUCUAUCGAACGAAAAGUUCAUAUACAUAAUAAAUUGGGGAAUUGGUAUAGUCCUUUGUGUAAUAGAUGGUUUUCACUCUUAGGUUGUUUGGUAAAAUUAUUCAUCAUGUUUCUGGUUCAUUGGGGUUAUGCUAUCGCAAACAUUGUUGUCGUUUUCCUUGUAUGGAGUUAUGUAGGUCAUGCUAAUCCGGCCGUAAAGCCUGGAAUUUCUGCUGAGUUUCAAUUCUUCAAAUGGUUAAGAACUUCAUUGUUAAGACUUAUGGGGAGAAAGGUUUAUGAUUAUGAACAAAUCGUUGUAACACCUGUACCACCGGGUGUUGAAAUUUGUUCUGCACAAUUGAAUGAAGAAAAUGAGGAUUUUGCUGGAAGGCGACGAUAUCAUCAAACGGCUACAGUUACAGGUCAAUACGUAAACGUCGAUUAGAUUUCGAUUUAUGGAAUUUUUCUUUGAUACGUAUGAUUAUAACUGAUAUGUAUAAUAAGAUAUACAAUCUAAUUGACGUUAUGUAGAGAUUUUUAAUAUAUUCAUAAUUUUUGUUUAAUACCUAGGAA
Molecule: messenger RNA, 2830 nt
Organism: Vespa mandarinia (Asian giant hornet)
Lineage: Eukaryota; Metazoa; Arthropoda; Insecta; Hymenoptera; Vespidae
Product: solute carrier family 12 member 8
Biological process (GO): potassium ion import across plasma membrane; chloride transmembrane transport; cell volume homeostasis
Cellular component (GO): membrane
Molecular function (GO): potassium:chloride symporter activity
Source: RefSeq, a predicted model, not a curated record